This is a messenger RNA of Besnoitia besnoiti, 1506 nucleotides long. RefSeq lists its product as uncharacterized. Bases 1 to 1506 code for a protein of 501 amino acids. Lineage: Eukaryota; Apicomplexa; Conoidasida; Eucoccidiorida; Sarcocystidae. The transcript has a single exon. The record is from RefSeq and is a predicted model, not a curated record.
AUGGGGGAGUGGGUCUUUCUCUCCCUGCAGGCGCUCACGCCGCCGGGCCUCUUGGCCGACGCCGCGCCCGAAGAGACGCCGCCGUCCAUGUGCAGCCGCCGCGUCGGCGGGACCUGCCGCUGCCGAACGCCGCGGCUGUCCUUCGCGAUGGUUGUCGUCUUAUUCGGCCUGAACAUCGCCAUCCUUAUCCUUGUCAGUGUCUUUUCGCCCGCCGCGUCCAGCUGCCGACGCGCGCCGCGAGGUCUCUUCGUCGCCGCGACCGCGGGCGACAAGGCCCUGAGGACCGGCCUGGCUCGCCGCCUGUUCGCCACGCGCCCGCUCGCCCACCUGCAUCUCACAGCGGAGGCUGCUUCUCCAUUCUCGAAGCGAAAGCCUCGCAGAGACUCCUUCGCCGUAGGCACGGACCCUAAGCGCCUCCUGUGGGCGGCACCAGGGGCGCCGGUGCUCGAGGGGAAGGACGCGAGCGCCGAAGACCUGACAACACGGCUGGAGACAGCCACGACGCGAAGCGGAUACGAGAGCGGCAAGCGAGCGCCGCAGGGCGAACCGGGUCGAGCCUCUUUUGCAGAGGUGAGGGAAUCGGCUUCGGCUGCCGCCGAGAUCUCGAGGCGGGCGGGAAGCGACGAGACGGCGCCACGACAAGAGGCGGUUUCGACUCCGAUGUUGGACGCAGCCGCGAAACGUCCGCCUUCCGGCACGGAGCCCAACGUCGUGACCGGCGAAGGAGAGACGCUCUUGUCGCGUCUGCGGGACGGGAAAGGAGGCUUGCCUGCGGAGACCGACUCUGUAGGUCUGUCUCAAGAGCUCGCAAGGAGGAGCCUCCAAGCUCGUGGCGGAUACGGCGGACAGGAAGGCAGGGCGGGUAUCAGCCACGCGCAGACCGCCUCGCCCGCUGCUGUCCUCGCCCCGGGCGCCGGGCACAUUCUGGUGCAGCAUUCCGCCUCGACGUGGGGGGGAAGCGGAGACUCCGGCGCGGAGGCUUCGCGCCCCGACUCCUCCGGGGCAAAGCGUGCAGCCACGGGGCCUGCGCCAGACGCAUCGAGCGCGCGCGAGGCCGCCAGCCAGCCGGUCAGCUUCGCUUCGCUCGGUGGAGUGGCACAGGACGGAGGGCCGCUGCGUGGGCGGCGACAGGGGCCGCUGCGCGGUCGCGCGGCUUCGCUGUCGUUUUCAGACGAGCGGCACGCGUUUUCGAUGCUGCAAAUGAACGGUUCAGGCCUCGCGCUCGCCGCAGGCAUCGGUGGCGUGAUGCUGGGCUCGGCGCUGAACAACGGGUAUCCACUGGCGUCCCCGUACGGCGCAGCCUACCCCUACUCGCCCUACGCCAUGUCCUACUACCCGCCAGACUGCGCAGUCUAUGGCGUGUAUCCUGGGACGUGCGACCUGACCACGCUCCAGCUCACGCUCAUCAUCUUCGCGUGUCUCUUUUUCUUCAUCCUCAUGGGAAUCGCUAUCUACUGCUGUGUGUGCGGCCGAGAAAGCCGGAGAGGCGGGCACAAGAGCAAGUAA